This is a messenger RNA of Ornithorhynchus anatinus (platypus), 5508 nucleotides long. RefSeq names its product sodium voltage-gated channel alpha subunit 4 (gene SCN4A). The record is from RefSeq and is a predicted model, not a curated record. Gene Ontology annotation, biological process: neuronal action potential; membrane depolarization during action potential; sodium ion transmembrane transport. The transcript is spliced from 25 exons. The coding region runs from base 1 to 5508 and encodes 1835 amino acids. Lineage: Eukaryota; Metazoa; Chordata; Mammalia; Monotremata; Ornithorhynchidae. Gene Ontology annotation, cellular component: voltage-gated sodium channel complex; axon; plasma membrane. Gene Ontology annotation, molecular function: protein binding; voltage-gated sodium channel activity.
AUGGCAUCCCAGGCGCCCCCCGUGCCUCCUGGUCCCUCUGCACCUCCAGUGCUGGUACCCCCUGGUCCGGAGAGCCUGCGCCCCUUCACCCGAGAGUCCCUGGCCGCCAUUGAGCGGCGAGCAGAGGAGGAAGAAGCCCGGCGGCAACGCAACAAGCAUCUGGAGGUCGAGGAGCAGGAGCGUAAACCCCGGGGAGACCUGGAGGCUGGGAGAAACCUGCCGCUCAUCUAUGGGGACCCACCCCCUGAGACUAUCGGCACCCCUCUCGAGGACCUGGAUCCCUUCUACUGUGACAAGAAGACAUUCAUCGUGCUGAACAAGGGACGGGCUAUAUUCCGUUUCUCAGCAACCCCGGCCCUGUAUCUGCUCAGCCCCUUCAGCCUGAUCCGGAGAGGAGCCAUCCGUGUGCUUAUCCACUCGCUGUUCAGCCUUUUUAUCAUGAUCACCAUCCUGGCCAACUGUGUGUUCAUGACCUUGAGUGAUCCUCCAUCCUGGGCCAAGAUGGUGGAGUACACGUUCACGGGCAUCUACUCCUUUGAGUCCCUCAUCAAGAUGCUGGCCAGGGGCUUCUGCAUUGAUGAUUUCACUUUCCUGCGGGACCCUUGGAACUGGCUGGACUUCAGUGUCAUCAUGAUGGCGUACCUCACAGAGUUUGUGGACAUGGGGAACAUCUCUGCGCUGCGGACCUUCCGUGUGCUGCGGGCCCUGAAGACCAUCACUGUGAUUCCAGGGCUGAAGACCAUCGUCGGGGCCCUGAUCCAGUCCGUCAAGAAGCUGUCGGACGUCAUGAUCCUCACUGUGUUCUGCCUCAGCGUGUUUGCGCUUGUCGGUCUGCAGCUCUUCAUGGGGAACCUGCGCCAGAAAUGUGUGCGUUGGCCACCCCCCAUCAAUGAGACGCUGCAGUUCUACAGCCCCCUCUGGGCCAACGGGACUGGCUAUGACAACGGCACCGGCUAUGACGAUGGCGUCAUCUAUGACAAUGGCACCGGGUACCAAAACGAGUCAUGGUACAGCAACUACACCUUUGAUUGGGACUCCUACAUCAGUGAUGAAGGAAACUUCUACUUUCUGGAGGGAUCCAAUGAUGCCUUGCUCUGCGGAAACAGUAGCGAUGCUGGGCACUGCCCAGAGGGAUAUCUGUGCAUGAAGGCGGGGAGGAACCCCAACUACGGCUACACCAGCUACGACACCUUCAGCUGGGCCUUCCUGGCGCUCUUCCGCCUGAUGACGCAGGACUACUGGGAGAACCUCUUCCAGCUGACCCUGCGAGCCGCUGGGAAAACCUACAUGCUGUUCUUCGUGGUCAUCAUCUUCCUUGGCUCCUUCUACCUCAUCAAUCUGAUCCUGGCCGUGGUGGCCAUGGCCUAUGCGGAGCAGAAUGACGCCACCCUGCUGGAGGAGCAGGAGAAGGAGAAGGAAUAUCAGCAGCUCCUGGCCCAGCUAAAAAAACACCAGGAGGAGCAGGAGAAAUCACUGGGUGCCGAGGCCACCCUGGAGAAUGGAGAUGGAGAUCCGGCCCAGAGGAAAGACUGCAAUGGGGGGCUGGAACAGGAGGCGCCUGGUGCCCAGAAGCAGAGCAACAGCACCGACAGCGGCAUCUCUGACGCCAUGGAAGAGCUGGAAGAGGCCCACCAGAAGUGCCCACCCUGGUGGUACCGCUGUGCACACACCCUGCUGGUGUGGAACUGCUGUGGGCCUUGGGUGCGGCUGAAGGGGCUGGUGCGGCUCAUCGUCAUGGACCCCUUCGUGGACCUGGGUAUCACCAUUUGCAUCGUCCUCAACACCCUGUUCAUGGCCAUGGAGCACUACCCCAUGACCCCCCACUUUGAGAACGUGCUAAGCGUCGGCAACCUGGUGUUCACCGGGAUCUUCACAGCUGAGAUGGUCCUGAAGCUGGUGGCCCUGGACCCCUACGAGUACUUCCAGCAGGGCUGGAACGUCUUCGACAGCAUCAUCGUCACGCUCAGCCUGGUGGAGCUGGGCCUGGCCGACGUGCAGGGCCUCUCUGUGCUCCGCUCCUUCCGCCUGAUGCGCGUGUUCAAGCUGGCCAAGUCGUGGCCGACGCUGAACAUGUUGAUCAAGAUCAUCGGGAACUCGGUGGGGGCGCUGGGGAACCUGACGCUGGUGCUGGCCAUCAUCGUCUUCAUCUUUGCCGUGGUCGGCAUGCAGCUGUUUGGCAAGAGCUACAAGGAGUGCGUGUGCAAGAUCGCCGCCGACUGCAGCCUGCCGCGCUGGCACAUGCACGACUUCUUCCACUCUUUCCUCAUCGUCUUCCGCAUCUUGUGUGGCGAGUGGAUUGAGACCAUGUGGGACUGCAUGGAGGUGGCUGGCCAGGCCAUGUGCCUCACCGUCUUCCUCAUGGUCAUGGUCAUCGGCAACCUGGUGGUGCUGAACCUGUUCCUGGCACUGCUGCUGAGCUCGUUCAGCGCGGACAGCCUGGCGGCCUCCGACGACGACGGGGAGAUGAACAACCUGCAGAUCGCCAUCGGGCGCAUCACCCACGGCAUCGACCUGGCCAAGCAGGCCGUGCUCGGGCUCCUGCCCGGCCGGGGCUCCGCGGGCUCGGCGGGGCAGGACGUCCCUCCAGGGGACGGCGCGGGGGAUGGCGGAGGGGAUGGCGGGGGGGACCGGGAGCCGCCCGGGGGAGAGGAUGGGCCGCUAGACAAAGACGACCACGUCCUCAACCACGUGGGGCCGGAACCGGGGCCUGAAAGGACGGGCUGGCGGAACGAAGGGCCCGCCCGGUUGCCCGCCAACCUGAUACCAAUGGAUCCGCUGGGCCACCUCAACUUCAUCAACGACCCCCACCUGACCAUCCAGGUGCCCAUAGCCUCUGAGGAGUCUGACCUUGAUUUCCCCACGGAGGAGGAGACCGACACCCUGUCCGAACCCGAGGAGACACCAAAGCCCCCGCAGCCUCACCCCUGCGAUGGAAACUCCUCGGUUUGCAGCACCGCCGACUACCAUCCACCUCCCGAGGAGGAGGAGGAGGAGGCUGAGGAGAACCCGGAGGGAGAGCUGCCCGAGGAAUGCUUCACUGAGGCCUGUGUGAAACGGUUCCCCUUCCUGUACGUGGACGUGACCACUGAUCGUGGCCGGAUCUGGUGGAACCUGAGGAGGGCCUGCUUCAGGAUCGUCGAGCACAACUGGUUCGAGUCCUUCAUCGUCUUCAUGAUUCUGCUGAGCAGUGGUGCCCUGGCCUUCGAGGACAUCUACAUCGAACAACGCAAGGUGAUCCGCACCAUCCUAGAGUAUGCGGACAAGGUCUUCUCUUACGUCUUUGUCCUGGAGAUGCUGCUCAAGUGGGUGGCCUAUGGCUUCAAGGUCUAUUUCACCAACGCCUGGUGCUGGCUCGACUUCCUCAUUGUGGAUGUGUCCAUCAUCAGCCUUGUGGCCAACUGGUUGGGCUACUCUGAGCUGGGGGCCAUCAAGUCUCUGCGGACCCUGAGGGCCCUGCGGCCGCUGAGGGCGCUGUCCAGAUUUGAAGGCAUGAGGGUGGUGGUGAACGCGCUGCUGGGGGCCAUCCCGUCCAUCAUGAACGUGCUGUUGGUCUGCCUCAUCUUCUGGCUCAUCUUCAGCAUCAUGGGGGUCAACCUGUUUGCCGGCAAAUACUACCGCUGCAUUAACACCACCACCUCUGAAGUACUGCCCCUCAGCGUGGUCAACAACUACUCAGACUGCAUGCGGCUGCUGCCCACUGGGGAGGUGCGCUGGGUCAACGUCAAGGUCAACUUCGACAAUGUGGGCCUCGGCUACCUGUCCCUGCUGCAGGUGGCCACCUUCAAAGGCUGGAUGGACAUCAUGUAUGCCGCCGUGGACUCCCGCGAGAUCGAGGAACAGCCCGAGUAUGAGAUAAACCUCUACAUGUACAUCUACUUCGUCAUCUUCAUCAUCUUUGGGGCCUUUUUCACUCUCAACCUCUUCAUCGGCGUUAUCAUCGACAACUUCAACCAGCAGAAGAAGAAGUUUGGGGGGAAGGACAUCUUCAUGACGGAGGAGCAGAAGAAAUACUACAACGCCAUGAAGAAGCUCGGCUCCAAGAAACCCCAGAAGCCCAUUCCUCGGCCUCAGAACAAGAUUCAGGGGAUGGUGUAUGACUUUGUGACCAAGCAGGUGUUUGAUAUCACAAUCAUGGUGCUGAUCUGCCUCAACAUGGUCACCAUGAUGGUGGAGACAGAUGACCAGAGUCAGCUCAAAAUCGACAUCCUCUACAACAUCAACAUGGUCUUCAUCAUCAUCUUCACGGGCGAAUGCGUGCUCAAGAUGUUCGCGCUGCGGCAGUACUACUUUACUGUCGGCUGGAACAUCUUCGACUUUGUCGUGGUCAUCCUAUCAAUCGCGGGCCUAGCCCUCUCGGACCUGAUCCAGAAGUACUUUGUGUCACCCACGCUCUUCCGGGUGAUCCGCCUGGCGAGGAUUGGACGCGUGCUACGGCUGAUCCGUGGAGCCAAGGGCAUCCGGACGCUGCUGUUCGCCCUGAUGAUGUCACUGCCGGCCCUGUUCAACAUCGGUCUGCUGCUCUUCCUGGUCAUGUUCAUCUACUCCAUCUUCGGCAUGUCAAACUUCGGCUACGUCCGGCACGAGUCCGGAAUUGAUGACAUCUUCAACUUCGAGACCUUCGGCAACAGCAUGAUCUGCCUGUUCCAGAUCACCACUUCGGCCGGCUGGGACGGGCUCCUGAACCCCGUGCUCAACAGCGGCCCCCCGGACUGCGACCCCACUCUGGAGCACCCGGGCAGCCCCGUCCGGGGUGACUGCGGGAACCCCUCCAUGGGCAUCUGCUUCUUCUGCAGCUAUAUCAUCAUCUCCUUCCUGAUCGUGGUCAACAUGUACAUCGCCAUCAUCCUGGAGAACUUCGGUGUGGCCACGGAGGAGAGCACUGAGCCUCUGAGCGAGGACGACUUCGAGAUGUUCUAUGAGACCUGGGAGAAGUUCGACCCUGACGCCACCCAGUUCAUCACCUACGACCGCCUCUCUGACUUCGUGGACACGCUGCAGGAGCCACUGCGCUUGGCCAAGCCCAACCGGAUCAAGCUAGUCACGCUAGACCUGCCCAUGGUGCCCGGAGACAAAAUCCAUUGCCUGGACAUCCUGUUCGCCCUGACCAAGGAGGUGCUGGGCGACUCAGGAGAGAUGGACGCCCUGAAGCAGACCAUGGAGGAGAAGUUCAUGGCAGCCAACCCAUCCAAGGUGUCCUACGAACCCAUCACCACCACCCUGCGACGCAAACACGAGGAGGUGUGCGCCACCAAGAUCCAGCGGGCCUACCGCCGGCACCUGCUCAAACGCUCCGUCAAGCAGGCUUCCCACCUCUACCGGCAGCAGCAGGACGGGGCCGAGAACACCGAGGCCCCCGAGACCGAGGGACUCAUCGCCGACGCCAUGAGCAGGAUGUAUGGGCCCGGGGGACCCCCGGAGGAGCCUGCCCCUGGCCCCGCUGCUCCCCCUGUGGCAGAGGGACGGGGGGAGCGCAGGGGUCAUCUGGGGGUCAUGGAGUCCCUCGUCUGA